Molecule: messenger RNA, 2014 nt
Organism: Orbicella faveolata
Lineage: Eukaryota; Metazoa; Cnidaria; Anthozoa; Scleractinia; Merulinidae
Source: RefSeq, a predicted model, not a curated record
AAUAACUUGGGACACCCAAAUUCAAAAGCUGUUGUUAGUCCGAUCACCGAGGCUAGUAGCGGUCAAUGCUGUCAAUGCCAUGAUCGAAUUACACAAGCGUUAUUUCGCCUUGGUCGCUCUUUUCUGGCUCACCUUCGCAACGAUGGCACUUGCAGAUGACUUCGCAGAUGCUCGUGCGAAAAUUGAUCAAGCGAAGCCUAACAUUGACUACAAUACAUUUUGCGCUGAGAUGAAUUCGGGAGAGGACAAAAUUGCCUGUCGUGUCAAAGAUGUACCGACUGUUGGUUUUCUGGUGUGCAAGGAGUCUGAACUAGGAGAAAAAAAUUGCAGCACAGUCAUCAACGAAGAGGUCACCAAUAUAGAGAAAGUUAAGAAGGAAGGCGGCAUCAGGACAGUGACGAUUUCUCUUCCCCCAAUCGAUGGCGUGAAGUGUGGAAAGGACUCGAGCAUAGAAUGUAGUGGCUUUUUAGAGAAAUGGCUGGCUAAAGACGAGGCAACAUUCAAGCAAGUUCGCGAUCACAUUUCUAACAACACAGUUGAACAGCUGAUUGCUGAUGUCGAAAAUUUCACCUCCAAAGCGGGAUUAACAACAACAGCUGCUGAUCUUUCGAAAAUCAAAGCAUACAUGACGGUCAACCCGACGAAGAACGAAUACCGCCAAAUAUGUGAUCUUCAGGGCUUCUUUUUGGCAAAAGGAGGGUUUUUAGUCGCAGAUGUGCCUGAUGUACUAGAAGAGACGACAAUUGAUGGAAAAUGCUAUGAUGGUGAGCCUACCACUAAGGAAGUUCUGGACGCUUUGGAUCAGAUGAUUUCCGCUUUCAGUUCCGGAAAUGGAAAAGACGACAAUGGAGCAACCAAACGCUCGUCAGGUCCCGAUUUCAACAUAAUUAUCUCCCUCACAGGUCUCCUAACAUUCCACGCAAUACUAUUUGGGAGAAAUUGAUUUGUAUAUUAGAGAAUGUUCUGACUUCCAUGACCUUUAAUUGUUAUACUGUAGUGCUUGAAGAUGUAGGGUUGGGGAAUGCUACUUCAAACUGAAACCAUUAUUGUUUUGAACAAAAUUUUCGUGUAAUUUUACCGGUCUCGCAGUCUCGGUUUUUGAGCGGUUAUGAUCGGUUAUGUUUCUAUUUUUUCACAAUGCUGUCUGGGAGUUACGAUUUUUUGCAAAAUUGACGAAAGUCUCAAAGUCCCGAUUUAUUUAUUUGUAUUUGCAAAUGACCUCUGACCGUCUUUGAGUCUGAAUGUCUUACGGCUCGCGGUCACAUUUAAAACACUUUAAUAUCUCGAUCUUGAAAUUUAAAAAGUCAAUUAUGUCUCGGGCUCGCAAAGGAAAACGCUAGUCUCGCCUUCUUGCGUAGUCUCGCAUUUGUCACUCACCACCCCUAGAUGUGGACUCACCAGCUGAUUGUGAAAUAUACCGAAAAAUUUAAAAACCGGAAAAAUUUAAAAUACAAUGUAGGAAUGACCAAUUUUCUUUUAAGUUUAUUUCACAUUAAUUAUACAUAAGCAUAAGUGAUAGAAUCGUCUAGAAAAAGGUCAAACCGGUGCGUACGUACGAGCAUGUACGUGACGGUAACUGCCGGUUAAUCACUGUAUAGUUUCGCCCAGUCCCAUCAUUGAGAAAAGGGGGGAAACCAGUGCAGCGGGUAUAACACUACUCGUACAUGAGGGGCACGGGUAGCUAUUGCCAGUCCCUCUGCUUCUUGUACCUUGUGUAUAUGUAGUUUUGUUCUCUUCCAAAAUCUAGCUUCUCGGGGAUCGGAAAAAGAAGGAUAACAUUGUAUGGACUGUGCACUGUCUUGGGAGUUAUAUCGUGGCGACUGGCGACGUAAAUAGUGACUGUGGUGUAGCGACUGUGGUGAUCACAAGUACUAAUAUUUACAUGUCUUAUCUUAAUUAAUACUUCAAGUUAAGCAGUAAUGUUAAAUAUACAUCCAACAGUACUUAAAUGAAGUUAGCUAACUCAACAUUUCAAUUUAAUUGCUGUUAAAUAAAGGCUCAUUUUUCUUAUGUA